Heterobasidion irregulare TC 32-1 is the source of this 288-nucleotide messenger RNA. RefSeq lists its product as uncharacterized. Gene Ontology annotation, cellular component: endoplasmic reticulum membrane; dolichol-phosphate-mannose synthase complex. The transcript has 3 exons. NCBI's taxonomy places the organism in Eukaryota, Fungi, Basidiomycota, Agaricomycetes, Russulales, Bondarzewiaceae. The coding region runs from base 1 to 288 and encodes 95 amino acids. Gene Ontology annotation, biological process: GPI anchor biosynthetic process. The record is from RefSeq and is a predicted model, not a curated record.
AUGACACGAGCAGGACGCGUCGCUAUCUGGUCUAGCGUAGUACUCAUUCUUUAUAUCCUCGCAUUUCUGUCCUACAUCCCGGUACCUUUCGUCCAUCAAGAAGUCUCGGAUCAGGUCUUACUUGUGUUGCCCUGGUGGUUGCUCGUCUCAUUUGGGUCAUACAGCCUUGGGUCUCUGGGUCACGGGCUAUACACCUUUCAAGAAUGUACAGAUGCGUAUACGGAACUGCUCACUGAAAUAACGCAGGCCAAGACUGAAUUGCGUGCGAAAGGCGUAUCUGUUGAUUAA